Messenger RNA from Hibiscus syriacus, 3161 nucleotides. Its product is annotated as VPS35 endosomal protein sorting factor-like. The coding region runs from base 60 to 2828 and encodes 922 amino acids. NCBI's taxonomy places the organism in Eukaryota, Viridiplantae, Streptophyta, Magnoliopsida, Malvales, Malvaceae. Gene Ontology annotation, cellular component: endosome. The record is from RefSeq and is a predicted model, not a curated record. The transcript is spliced from 23 exons. Gene Ontology annotation, biological process: endocytic recycling.
GCCAAAAUUGAUAUCCCUAAGCUUAGCUUAACUCUGGUGAGAGAGGGCAAGCUUUUCAAAUGGAGUUCAGAGCUCGAAACUACGUCGCAAAAGAACAGUCCCACGCGCUUCCUCGUUCACGCGCCGAUAUCCACCCUCUCUCUUCUCCUUCUCCUCAGUCUAUCCGUCGCCAGGUUGAUGACAACGCGGGAAAUAGAACCACCGAGGAGUUCUUUGAUCCGCUAAGAGCACCUGAAUCUAAUGCAUCGGUAGAAAUCGUCGAUGAAAACGAUUUUGAGAGCAGUUCUAAUGGAAUCGAAGAUUCUGUCCAAGUUCAAAUGAAGGAGUGGACCUCGUUUAAGAGACUCUUAAUGCAGAGAUUUCCCGUUUCCAAAAUGAUUUCAGUUUCUUCCAUGUCAAAUACGAUAUUGAGAAGUGGAAAAGCACAUGAGAAAUCUUCAAGUAGCACACAUCCGGAAGAACUGGAUGAUCCACAAAAAUCUUCAGAAGAGAGUACAAAGGUUAUCACACGGCAGGAAUUUGUGUCACGAUUACAUGAAUUGAAAGAUGAAAUAAAUCGUGCUUGGCACAGUGAAGAUCGUGUAAAAUCUUUGAAGUUAUCUAUAAAGGUUGCAAGGCUUCUAAUGGAUACAUCAGUCUUAAAUUUUUAUCCAACAUUGUUUGUCCUUGUUUCUGAUGUAUUGGACAUGCUUGGGGACAUGGUAUGGGAACGCAUUAGGCAGAAAGCUGAAUUUGCUGAAGAUGGAGCCAAAUUUUGCUCCUUAAGAGCAGAGAAUUUUGGAGUAAGUGAUGUUCCUACUGAUGCAAAGGAAACUUGCUAUAACUGGUUUUGCAAGGUUGGAACCAUUCGAGAACUUCUUCCACGCAUUUAUUUGGAGCUGGCUAUCUUCCCUUGUUGGCGUUUUCUGAUUGAACAACCAUCAGAGUCUCUUCAGCGCUUGGUCAUGAUGACAAGAGGGUUAGCAGAUCCGCUAGCAUCUGCCUAUUGUCGCCUGUAUAUUGCCCAUCGUGCACAGAAGUUUCCUUCGCAUGACACAGGAUAUCUAAUUACAUGUGUCAAUGACAUCAAACUCAUACUUACACGGAUAUCAUCAACAAAGGAAACUGCAUUUGGAGGUUUUGCUGACAGUAAGAGGCCACUUGUCAGUCUGAUGGAACCAUCUGUCGAGUUUAUUAUGAAAAGCAUUUUAAAUGAUGCAUCACCGAGGCGGGUGGGCAAAGUACUUGUUGAGCUUGGAAUAUGGAGAAGUCAGGAGGAAUUAUUUGGUGGUUUGCCAUGUAUCUCAAUCGUUCUUCAUCAUUUACUAAAGGAACUUCCUACCGACAUUGUUUGCUUUCAUGCUGUGGAUAUCCUUCAUCUUAUCAAGUGCAGCAAUGAUAACUCCUAUGAUCAGUAUUUGAAUUACAGGUUGGUUGGACUAAGGCUGUGUGAACAGAUAUCUCAAAUCACCACUGUUGAUGCUAUUGUCAAUGAAGUUAUUCAUGUUGUUUCUGAAUAUGGGCUUGAUGAGUACCUGAAGGUGGUUGAUGCUUAUCUCGAUAUUGUUCUUCAAAAUCAGAUGGAUGGCCAUCUAAAGACUAUUUUGGAAUGGAUCUCAAAGUUGGCAUCUGAUAAGGUGUUAGCUGAGGAUGAACUAGCAAGUUUGCAAUCCAUCUUGGUGAAGCUUCUUUCUCAUUUUAAGAACGUGGAACAUGUGUUUUCUUUGAAUCAUUUUCUUCAGAUCUUAGAUAUGAUGCAUGGGAGCUCUCAUAGCAUUGUCAAUAUGCAUAUACUUGAUAUGGCUACAAGGGAUGGUUAUCUACAUGAUCCAACAACAAUACAGUUACUUUUUGAAAUAUCACAGGCUUUACAUAGUGAUACUGAUCUUGUAAACAUGAAAAAUGAUGAUAACCAACAGCAAGCACGUCUGAUUUCUCGUUUUGUCAGAAUGGUAGACCAUGGAGUAGUAUAUGAACGGCAUUUAGCAUUUCUUGUGGAAUGUCGUGGGGCCUUUGGCAGUAUUAUUGAACUUAAGGAAAUUCUUGUUCACUCUAGUAAUUGUUUAGCUACAAAAGCUCUCAAAGAUGGGAAAAAGCAUACUGGUUUUGUAAAGUCUUGCAUAGCAUUUAGUGAAGUCACAAUUCCUUCUAUUCCGGGUCACAUCAAGCAAUUGAAUCUUUUUCUCGAAACUGCAGAGGUUGCACUGUUAGGUGGUUUAGUUUCUCAUUCCGAUGACCUGAUAGAUUCAGCAAUCAACUGUUUACAGAGUUAUGAUUUGGUGGAAGGCUCUCGAACAGUUGAUUCUGAUGGGUUACUUUCCUCCAUUCGAAAAUUAUGCAGCCUCCUGAUUAUGGUUCCGGGUAAUACUGAGGUAGGAAUUUUACAUAUACCGAAGAACAUAUUAUCGAUCAUUCAUUCCCGGUCAUGGUCACCGAGACUGAGCGCAAGAUUAUUCUGUGCAAUAAUUUCUUUAUCAGCUACACUGUCACAAGAAAGGCUCCCAUACCAUGCCGAUCAUCCAGAGAUUAUGGGCAAUGAUUUGUUAUUCUUUGGUGAUUCAUCUUAUGUGCGCGAACUUCUCUCAUUGACAGAGUCUGUUCUUCAAAACCUUGUUGACAUUAUUGAACAUGAACCUUCCAGGGCUGCCCGUGGAAGCGUGUCGCUUGAAGCUUGUAACUGCAUAGUUUCGUCUUUCAAGAUAAAUGAACAUAUAUUACCCAUCUGCUCAAAACUGAUAGAAACUGCCAAAUCGUGUUUGGAUGCCAAGGACAAGUAUCUCACUUCCACCAUUAGUUUUCUGGACAAGAACAUGCAUGCUGCAACUGUCCCAUCGUCCAUUACCAUCUGAUACACAUGCAAAAAUGUCUUCAAUCCUUAUGUCGAUCGGAUUGAUCUCCUCGUUACACACAUUUGGACAUGAAUAUGAAGGUAUGAUCCCCUAAAUACAUAGAAAGAACUUCUAAGAAAUUAAGUAUUCGUAUUGCGCAUUCAUCAUGGAAUCCGUAUAACAUUAUUCAGAACCAGAAAAUAGGCCAGGAAAUAUUCUUUGCAUUCCUUGAUUGUUAGAUUUGGAAACCGUUUUUGAAAAGAAAAGCUACGUGUAUGGUUUAUAGAUCAUUCAUUUACUUUGAUGUAAACUGUCUCCCCUUGUUACAAUAUCAGGCUGCUAUUUGAGCGACUA